UGUUGUACAGUACGUGCAUCGUGUAUGUGGCCGGCCGUGCGUGCGUGACAACGCCCGUCAAUAAUAAUAAUAAUACGUCGCUGUCGCCAUUUUACCGCUGAGCACAGAUCUGGAAACAGCGCUUUCUGAGCGUUGGUGAAACUACCUGGCAAGAACCUAAUGCUGUCUUCCGUUUUGUAACGCUAAAACUUGUGGUUUCUUCUAAGUGAAAAUACUGACUGUAUUGUAAUUCUGACGUUUUUCGGUAUGGAAGUUGCAAGGCGAAAAACCAAGUUGACGAGUAAACGUAGUGAUGAUAAAGAGAUCGUAGCGGAAGCUUUCACCAUCCAAUCACAAAUGAAAAAUGCUAAAGUUGUCUGUCCACCUAAGGCAGGUGCGUUCGUGGAGCAGGAGGGGAGACCCACAGCAUUUAGGAAAUUUUACGAACGAGGUGAUUUCCCAAUUGCUCUUGAGCACGACACAAAAGGGAACAAGAUCGCUUGGAAGAUUGAGAUAGACAAACUUGAUUAUCAUCACUACCUUCCACUGUUCUUCGAUGGGUUAAAGGAAACCACUCACCCCUAUGAGUUUUUCGCCAGACAAGGAGUUCAUGACUUGUUGGAGCAUGGUGGGAGCAGAAUUGUACCAGUUAUCCCCCAGCUAAUCAUGCCUAUCAAAGAAGCUCUGAGUUUGCGAAGCCGAAAGGUCCUUUGUACUACCUUUAAAGUUCUACAGCAAUUGGUGAUAUCAGCUGACCUGGCUGGAGAGGCGCUUGUUCCAUAUUAUAGACAGAUCCUUCCAAUCCUCAAUAUCUUCAAAAACAUGAAUCUGAACAUUGGAGAUGGCAUUGACUAUGGGCAGCAAAAGAGGGAGAACAUCGGUGAUCUUAUCGAAGAAACCUUAGCAGCACUUGAGAAGCAUGGUGGUGAAGAUGCUUUCAUCAAUAUCAAGUACAUGGUGCCAACAUAUGAGUCAUCAAUUCUGAACUAACCACCGAAAUGAACAGUUCAUGUACCUGAAUUUAAGUUCUAAGAGCAUUACCCAUGCCAUGUUCAUUGUAAAGCAACUACCAUUUUUUUUUCAUUGGUCAACAUAGUAACAUCAUACAUGUAGAUGCCUGAUGACAGAAAUUUUGGAAGUUCCAAGUGCAUCAGUUGUAGAAGUAAAUUUAGCAGUUGUUUUAUAAUCAAAACUGUUACUUAAUUCCAAAUAAGUAAUUUGUCGUUAGCAGUUGCAUUCAUAACUAACUGUGAAGUUCUUUAAAUUUUUCAUUGCUGUGAGCUUCUGACGCAUUUGAUAGCAAUUUAUCUUGGUACUCCUAAUGAAGUGCUCAUACUUGUUAUAUUUCUGAUGUGUAAACAUGUAUUUAUGCAGUCUUUACAGUGGGUGAUUUAAAGUGUAGCUACCAAUUAUAUAGCUCUUUGAUGGAUGACAAACUUUCACAUAUAGCUCGUCAACAAAUUA
Molecule: messenger RNA, 1443 nt
Organism: Acanthaster planci (crown-of-thorns starfish)
Lineage: Eukaryota; Metazoa; Echinodermata; Asteroidea; Valvatida; Acanthasteridae
Product: parkin coregulated gene protein-like
Molecular function (GO): Hsp70 protein binding; Hsp90 protein binding
Source: RefSeq, a predicted model, not a curated record